Trichophyton verrucosum HKI 0517 is the source of this 2589-nucleotide messenger RNA. RefSeq names its product calpain-like protein. Gene Ontology annotation, molecular function: calcium-dependent cysteine-type endopeptidase activity. Gene Ontology annotation, biological process: proteolysis. NCBI's taxonomy places the organism in Eukaryota, Fungi, Ascomycota, Eurotiomycetes, Onygenales, Arthrodermataceae. Bases 1 to 2589 code for a protein of 862 amino acids. The transcript has 4 exons. The record is from RefSeq and is a predicted model, not a curated record.
AUGUCUCAGCUAAGAGACAUCAAGGCCCAAGCAUUGGAAGCUGAGAAGGAUGUACGCUCAGCAUCGACUCAGAAAGAGGAGUUGCAGGCUGCAAUUAACGCCGCGGAACAUUAUAUGAAUGCCCUCCGGCUGGUUAAUGACCCGGUCGAAAAGAGGCUGUUUGACUCAAAGUGCAAGGAAUAUCUCACUUUAGCUGAAAAUAUCAAGCAAUCUAAGGAUGGAGGCCAGAGAAAUAUCCCAGUGAUACCCGUAUUGCAGCCGGCGGCCUUAGUGGACAGGGAACCAACUUCUACAAGAACCCAGUCUAAUCGUGAACAGAUUAUACUACUCGAAAACUCCAAGCUCAAUGGAUUUGUUUUCCCACCUUGGUCAAUGACAGCUAUUUCCGAUCUCAGGGAAUUUCAAGUUGACGACGAGGGCGAGUUAUUUCUUGAUGUUUCUGAUCUCCAAAUAUGUCCUGUUCAGCGAGAGAUAUUUGAUGGCUGGAAACGGCCCGCUGAAAUCCUGGGCCAUCAUACGUCAGGCUCCCCGAUUUUACUAGGUCCAAAUCCAAUGGACCUAGUUCAGGAUGUAACCACGGACUGCUCUGUUGUGGCAAGUCUUUGCACAGGAGCAUCGCCGUGGAAGGAAGGAGUUUCUCAGCUCGUUCGUUCUAUACAAAUGUACCCCUCUGAAGACGGUAAAGUCCCAUGUAUUUCUCCUUCUGGGAAGUAUAUUUUCCGUUUAUAUUUCAAUGGCUGCUACCGAAAGGUCAUUAUUGAUGACAUGCUUCCUUCCUCCAAAACUCUACGAUCACUCCACGUGAUUGAUAGGAACAACCCUACGGCCAUAUGGCCCGCCUUGGUUGAAAAGGCAUAUCUGAAAGUAAGAGGAGGUUAUGACUUUCCAGGAAGCAACUCUGGGACUGACUUAUGGGUUUUAACUGGCUGGAUUCCUGAGCAAGUCUUUUUGCAUGACGAUGAACUGGCACCCGGUCAUCUCUGGCAGCGUAUUACCAACUUCUUCCAGUCGGGAGAUAUAUUACUAACCCUAGGUACUGGAAAGCUGACAGAGUAUGAAGAAAAUGAGCUUGGUCUUAUCAGCCUACACGAUUAUGCAGUUUUAAGCUUGCAAGAGAGAGAUGGAAUUCGUCAAAUGCUCAUAAAAAAUCCAUGGGCCGCGGGACCUGUAUGGAAAGGAGUCGGUCAACUUAGUGAGAACUAUGUUUUUAGUGAUGGCUCUGAGCAUGAAACGUCACAUCCCUCAACCACCGCUCCAGGCACAUUUUGGAUGGCCUUUGAAGAUGUCCUCCAGAAUUUCGAUAACCUGUAUCUAAAUUGGAAUCCCUCUCUAUUCCGCUACCGCCAGGAUAUCCAUUUUCGCUGGGACUUGUCAUCUGCAAGCAUAGUUCCGGGGUGCUUCGCGGGAAAUCCCCAAUUUGCUGUUUCCACUAAAUCUGGAGGAACUGUAUGGCUUCUCCUUGGAAAGCAUUUUAAAACUGGAGACUAUAAAAAGAAUACAAACCAACUGUUGGAAGUGGCUCCUGAUGCUGACCAAACUGGGUUCAUCAGCCUUUAUGUGUUCGAGAAGAAAGGUACUAGGGUGUAUUUGGCAGACGGGGCUCUCCGGCGUGGGCCUUACGUUGAUUCCCCGAAUACGGUGAUGAGGCUUGAGAUGCCGCCAAACUCGACCUAUACCACCGUCGUGUCAGAGCAAUCCCAUCAGAGAUCACUCUAUAGCUUUUCUAUCUCUGCAUUUUCUAUGUCUCCGAUUAGUAUCAAUCCCGCGAAAGAAACAUAUUCUCACGUCAAAAAGUUAUCAGGAGCCUGGACUACAUCUACAGCUGGUGGUAAUGCUGAAUCCGAAAGAUAUCCUGAAAACCCCCAGUUCCAAAUACAGAUCCUCGAGAAAUGCGAUGUCAAUAUUCUUCUGGAAGCAGAAGAUCCUGGCCUCGCAGUUCAUGUGAGCCUCAUUUGGUCAAACGGGGACCGGGUUGCAUGUGUUCGCUCACGAGAUAUAGUAGUUGGUAGUGGUGAUUACCGCCGCGGCGUCGCUUUGGCUGAGAAAAAAGAUGUGACAAAGGGGAUGUACACCAUUGUUUGUUCAACAUUCACGCCAGACCAACUGGGAAAUUUCACAUUGUGCGUUUCUAGCACCUCGCCCUGCUAUGUCAGGCAACUGCCAGCAGAAGGGGCGGGCCAUUUGGUUAUGAACUCUGGCAUCGGAGUCUUCCCUCCAGGCACGGAUCGGAUUUUGGCUCCGAUUUCCAUCCCUCGCCUGGCACGGUUGAAAUUAAUAUGUCGACGUCGUGGAUCAUCAAUUGGAGAUCGCAAUGCCGCUCCAUCUCCCAUCCUUAUGACUGUAGAGCUUGGGCAAGGACCAUAUAAAGAAAUUCUUGCUGGGUCUGGGGAUGGCAACUUUAGUGAUGAUGUUAGGGGCGCUCGCAUUGAAUCGGUGGACUUACAGCCAGAAUUUGAACGGAGAGGGGGAAUAUGGCUUGUUGUUGAACGUAUUGGCGGGCCGGGUGGUCAGGUUGAAGACCGCAUCGAGGUAGAAAUUCUGUCAGAAGAGCGCAUUGGGAUAGGGUCCUGGGGUAUUGGUGAUGGAUGA